Cuscuta campestris is the source of this 1391-nucleotide messenger RNA. Lineage: Eukaryota; Viridiplantae; Streptophyta; Magnoliopsida; Solanales; Convolvulaceae. The record is from the annotation of a GenBank genome assembly.
AUCCCCCCUCCCAGAACAUCCCCACAAAACUGCCCAAGAACCUGAAGCCCUUAAUAAUCGAUUAUCCACUCAGGACAAUCGAUUAUCUCCCCUUCCCUGCAAAUAAAGAGGUUUUAACUAUAAAACCCGGAGCUGAGAUAUAACAUUUGGUAUCAAAGCUUUGUGUUGAACAUCCCUAAGGGAUAAUCUGCACACGCCUCCCUCAUCUCUUUGUUACUGCCAUAAAGAUCAGCCUCAACACCAUCUCUCUUUUCUCUUCCUUCUUUGGUAUUUUUGGCCAAAGAGAGCCCUAAAAACCACCCAUCAUUUCUUACCAUUCUAGCUACUGCCCCAUUCUCUUCCUCUUCUUUCACACCCUUCAAGAUGUCAAACACCUCUGUAAUCAUCACCAAUGAAGAGCUGUGGGCCUCGAAUACAGAACUUAAGACCCAAGUGGAGUACUUGGCUAAGCAGAUUGCUCAACUCACCAAAUUCAAAAUGAAUAUGAUGAAUACCCCUGAAGAAAGUGAAGAUGAGCAAGAGGAAGACGUCCAAUCAAGAGUUCCUUCUCCCACCAUGAGGAGAAACAACCAAGAGAAGUCCCCCUCUGACUUCAAGGUCGAAAUGCCAACCUUUGAUGGAAAAGAUGACCCGGAUGAUUUCAUCGAAUGGUUAGAGACGAUUGAACGCGUCUUUGACUAUACCGAAGUGCCGGAGGACAAGAAGGUCAAGCUUGUGGCUUUAAAAUUCAGAGGCUACGCAUCUACGUGGUGGACUAACACUACCACCAAGCGCAAAAGAGAAGGCAAAGCUGUUGUUCAAACAUGGACCAAGAUGAGGGCUUUAUUGAAGAAGAAGUUCAUUCCCACUCAUUAUAUAAGGGAAAACUUUGCUAGGCUUCAACACCUAAGGCAAGGAAAUCAAUCCGUAGAAGAAUACAAUCGAGAGUUUGAAGAACUCUUGAUGCGGUGUGAUCUCUAAGAGAAUGACUCACAAACCUUUAUAAAUAUUUUACUAUAUAUUUAUUACUCCCAAAGUAGUAUUAUUAUAGUUUUUACUAUCCUAUAUUAAACUUGCUAGCACAAGUUUAAUCUUGGACUCCGGAGCAAGUUCGUGUGGAUACGUUGGAGGCUUCAUACGUUUGGCGCUACGUUCAUCUCCUCAAAACCAUCCCCGACCGUUCCUCCGUUCUCCGUUUUCACCGUUAAGGUAAAUUUCUUACUAUAGCUAGUAAUUUACGUAAGUUGUUCUUGGGUGGAAUCGAGUUUUGGACUAUAAAUUUUUGUUUUCCGCUGCGUUAUCCAAGCCUCGUUUCCCAACAGUGGUAUCGGAGCCGGCUUACGAAGUUACUAGUUUAGUAGUUUUUACCGUUAUUGUUUUUGUAGAUUAGUCAAUAAAUUUUGGAGACAAAA